Messenger RNA from Drosophila hydei, 1180 nucleotides. RefSeq names its product brachyurin. Gene Ontology annotation, biological process: proteolysis. Gene Ontology annotation, molecular function: serine-type endopeptidase activity. The transcript has 2 exons. The record is from RefSeq and is a predicted model, not a curated record. Bases 35 to 907 code for a protein of 290 amino acids. NCBI's taxonomy places the organism in Eukaryota, Metazoa, Arthropoda, Insecta, Diptera, Drosophilidae.
UCCACUUGGCCAAGUUUCUUCAGUUCUUUUUAACAUGAAUUUCACAUGUGCUUUGAUUCUGCUUUUGGCUGCCGUUGUCAGCGCCAAUGAAGUGGACUGGAAAUCCGUGAAGUCAUUGGACAUUGAGCCCAAUGUGCCCAUGACUCGUCGUCACGAUUCACCAGCUGGACGCAUCACAAAGGGUCAGAAUGCUGCACGCAAUCAGUUCCCCUACCAGGCGGGUCUCCUGCUCUACGUUAAUGGUGGCGCUGCGUGGUGCGGAGGCACUGUGAUCAGCAAUCGCCAUAUUAUUACCGCUGCUCACUGUACAGAUUCGCUAACCACCGGUGUGGAUGUCUACCUGGGUGCUUGGGAUCGUACCAACAGCAAGGAGGUGGGACAGCAGAUAAUCUUCGUAGAGACCAAAUACGUGAUUGUUCAUGAGAACUGGCAAUCAGAUACAAUUACCAAUGAUAUUUCCAUCAUCAAGCUGCCCGUGGAAAUCGAGUUCAACGAAUACAUUCAGCCAGCCAAGCUGCCCGUCAAGAGUGGCCAGUACAGCACAUAUGCUGGCGAACAGGCUGUCGCCUCCGGCUGGGGCAAGACUACAGAUCAGGCAACCGCUGUCACCGACAUCCUGCAGUAUAUUACGGUGCCCAUCAUGAACAACUCGGGCUGUUCACCUUGGUUUGUUGGUGCCGUGAGCGCAACGAACAUUUGCAUCAAGACUACUGGCGGCACCUCCACCUGCAACGGCGACUCCGGCGGUCCUUUGGUCUUGGCUGAUGGUAGCAACACCUUGAUUGGUGCCACUUCCUUUGGCAUUGCUCUUGGUUGCGAGGUUGGCUGGCCAGGCGUCUUCACACGCAUUACCUCCUACCUGGACUGGAUCGAAGCUAACUCGGGUGUGGUUAACAAGGGCAACUAAAUACCGAUUUAGGCUUUGAAUAAAGUCAUUAUACGUCUAAUAAUCCAAAGAAAACGAUUUUAAUUUAAGUCAGCUAUCGGAGAUAAAAAAGGGAAAAAAAGUAACAUUAAAAACAAGUAAGAGUACUUUAGUCGGUACUGAUUGACUUGCAGAUACCCUGAAGCUUGAGCUCUGCAGAUUGCGCAGAUUUGCGUAUGAGCUAUACUUAAGUAACCUAAUUGUAGAAUAUCUUUUCUUCCAGAUGGAUUUUCCUAAUAAAUUUUCAGACCAUAA